This is a messenger RNA of Lachnellula hyalina, 1038 nucleotides long. Its product is annotated as putative rhamnogalacturonate lyase C. The record is from RefSeq and is a predicted model, not a curated record. The coding region runs from base 1 to 1038 and encodes 345 amino acids. Lineage: Eukaryota; Fungi; Ascomycota; Leotiomycetes; Helotiales; Lachnaceae. The transcript has a single exon. Gene Ontology annotation, molecular function: hydrolase activity.
AUGACCAGCAUCAGAAGACCACAAAAGGCGCCGAAGGGUCUAGUUUUCAAUUCAAGUCCACUAAAACGAAAUUUUGACGACAGCUCUACCCUUAAUCAAGGACCUAAAGUGAAACGACACUGCGAAAUCUCACCGCCGCCACAAUUCAGCGUCAAGGCCCGUAUUCUCAUUUUAUCAGACACACACGGCGCGGAAGCUCUCCCGGAAAAAAUAACCGAACCCGUAGAUCUCGUUCUUCACUGUGGCGAUCUAUCACAGGGCGGAGAAUUGGAUUCCUAUCGCAAAACUAUUGCUCUACUGUCAUCCAUCAGAGCCCCUUUGAAACUUGUUAUCCCAGGAAACCAUGACCUCAGCUUAGACGAAAAAUACUGGUUUGCAAACUGCAAGCCAGAAGGCGCUCAUAUUCCUUCCGAAGCGAGGGCGAUAUGGAAUGGGAAGGAGACAGCCGGUAUCAAACUCCUGGAGACGGGAACUCAUGAGCUUGUACUGGAGAACGGGGGAGUGCUGAGAAUAUACGCAAGUUCUGCUACUCCCAUCCCAAUGCGGGGUGCAGAUUGGGCGUUCGGAUAUGAGACUGAUCAGGAUAUAUAUAAUCCCGUUGGAACGGGAAUUUCAUACGGGGUGAAUGCCUCGACAGCAAGGACUGAAAUCCCAGAUGAUACGAAAGUAGACAUUAUGAUGACGCAUGGACCUGCAAAAUACCAGUUGGACAAGACGAGAAAUGGGGACAGCGUUGGAUGUCCACAUCUAUUCCGGGCGCUGAGGAGGAUAAGGCCGAGAGUUCAUGCGUUUGGACACGUGCAUGAUAGCUGUGGUGUAUCCCGCAUCUUGUGGGAAGAAGAAAGGGAGCCUUUGCCUGCAGAUGACGACGGGAUUGAUGAUGGGGUCAAGGGAGAGAAAGGGGUGCAAGUGAGAGAUGCUAAUGGUGUGCAGCUGAUUGAAAUUGUGGAGAGGAAUGAGGGGAUGGAAACACUGCUUGUCAAUACUGCGCUUAUGGGUGACGAUGGAAAGCUGGAAAAGGGUGCCGUGGGUACUUGA